AUGUCUGAGACCACCAUGCAGCCUGUACCACCACUGCAAAAUGUCAAUGAACAACAGGUUUCAGAUGAGAUGCUCAACCUCGAGCUGGAGGAAGCUUCCGAAGUUGAAGCCAAGCUCGACAUUCUUUUGAACGAGUGCCUCGAUGAUUUUCCAGAUGAUGAUCAGUCCGAGAUAGCCCAAUAUGCUUCUAACAUUGCACGGAACAGCAUCACUGAUCAAACCCGCACAAAGCAUGUUAGGAUCAUCAAGGCAUAUAUUACAUUUCAUAUGAAACGGACACCAAACUGGGAUCCCAAAGUGGUGACAAGGAACACACCAUAUGAUGUGCGAAUGUUCAUCACUCAAAAGUGUGGACCAAAGGCUGAUGGCUAUGAAGGACGCAAGUUCUCCACUGCAAUUUCAACUCAAGCAGCCCUUACACUGUGGUAUCGCUCUGUCCGACCAUCAGAGAGUGUGGUGGAGUGGCGAGUCCAUGAGACAGGGCAGUGUUCUGGCCUUCCAACAAGAUCUCGUGCUGUGUCUGAGUUCAUGAUUGGUCUUGAAAAGACCAAGGCAAGGCAGGGUGAGGUCUCCCAGUCAGCACGGGCCCUUUUGCUGGAUGAUACGGUCUUUCUCUUUGCAUGGCUCCUUGUGCUUCGAGUUGAGGAAGCAUUGAGCCUGACAUUUGAGAGCAUUGAUGCUCUCCCUGAUGAAAGAGCAUACUUUGAUGUUGACCUUGGCACACGUAAGAAUGCACAGACUGGUGUCUCUCAGCGGAUGCGUCUCUGUGCAAAUGACCAAGACCCAAAGAUAUGCCCCAAGCGGGCCUUAAUCAGACUUGCAGCUCUGUAUGGAGAAAACCAUGACUGCACUGGACCCUUGUUUCUGGUGAUCAACAAGAAUGGUGCAGUGACCACUCAACCACUGUCUUCCACUACCAUUAGCCGAGCACUUGCAAGAGACCUACAGGGCCUUGGAUAUAAGUCCUGGGCAUUGUAUGGGACACACUCAUUCCGCCGAGGGGGGUGUCAACACCGCCUUCGAGAUCAAGGCUGGUCCCCUGGCAUGGUUGCUGCAUGGGGUGGCUGGUCACAGGUUGAAGCAGUCACCAUGUUCAGAUAUUUCUACUCCCCCAAUGACAAUCAUGAACACAUGAUUGAUUUUGACCGCAAUGAUGGAAAGCGGGUACACCAAGGAUCAAUGGGUCUGCUAGUGGGGUAGGCAAUAAAUGC
Suillus plorans is the source of this 1211-nucleotide messenger RNA. RefSeq lists its product as uncharacterized. The record is from RefSeq and is a predicted model, not a curated record. Gene Ontology annotation, molecular function: DNA binding. NCBI's taxonomy places the organism in Eukaryota, Fungi, Basidiomycota, Agaricomycetes, Boletales, Suillaceae. The coding region runs from base 1 to 1200 and encodes 399 amino acids. Gene Ontology annotation, biological process: DNA integration; DNA recombination. The transcript is spliced from 8 exons.